Messenger RNA from Puccinia graminis f. sp. tritici CRL 75-36-700-3, 1671 nucleotides. RefSeq lists its product as uncharacterized. The record is from RefSeq and is a predicted model, not a curated record. Bases 1 to 1671 code for a protein of 556 amino acids. NCBI's taxonomy places the organism in Eukaryota, Fungi, Basidiomycota, Pucciniomycetes, Pucciniales, Pucciniaceae. Gene Ontology annotation, biological process: regulation of transcription by RNA polymerase II. The transcript has 9 exons. Gene Ontology annotation, cellular component: nucleus.
AUGUCAUCCACCCGGAAGCGACCCAAGGCUUCUCGCAUAUCAUCGGCCUCGUCGACCUAUCCAACCGAGAAUUUAACGGAAACGAACCCCUCCAAUCCCAACGAGAGCGCGGCCACUGAUGCAGAAGAAGACCUCACGACUCUGGCUAGCACCCAGCACCAAACUGACAUGAGUCAUGAAGCAAGUGACAUUCAGGAGUUGAAAAGAGCCCGCCGAGUUGCAGCGAAUGCCCUCAGUAGUAGCUAUCAGUCGUAUCUCGUACCCGAGCUCUCGGACCAACGAGACAAGCAUGGAAGAAGGAUGAUAUGCUAUCCUUGCAAAAUUUGUGGCUCUAGGAUUAAUCGUCCGACUUCGGACUCCUCAUGCAGUAACCUUAACAAGCAUGCAGCGACUUGCCUCCGCAAGCAAAAUGAAUCCAAGAAUCACCAGUCUCUUGCUGGACUUGGUAUCAAAGGGACCGGAGACAUCAAUCCCCAAGAGGCAAGUCAUACUGAUUCUGUUAAUCAACUCUGUGCAAUAUGGUGUGCCGAGGCUGCGAGGCCUUUUUCUGCCCUAGUUGAGGAGAGCCAUAAGGCCCUGCUUCAUCCAACAAUCAAGAGGUCUCUACCAGGAAGACAAACAGUCUCAAGUGACAUCCACAUGUUAUACUCUGCAAUACAAGAGGAUUAUAAGGCAAUUCAAAAGGCACACCCAGGUUCAUUGUACUUGGGUGUUGACGCCUGGCAGUCACCUAAUGGAUUUGACAUCCUAGGCACUGUGGUCUACCGAUUAGCCGAGGACAACUCUGGGGAAACAAAGCUUGAUUCAAUGCCUCUCGACUUCAUUCGGCUUGCUCACAGUCACACCGGUGAAUAUUUGGCGCAGACGGUUAGCUUGGUUGUGGAAAAGUUUGGGAUCCAAGACAAGGUCUAUAUGUGGGUUGUCAGUGACAAUGCUUCCAACAACAAGGUGAUGUUUAGUGAACUGAAGAAGAAGAAGUGGGCGCGGUUCAAAGGCGAGACGCAUUGGAUACGGUGUUUUGCCCAUGUGCUGAACUUGAUAGCUCAAGCCAUCCUCCAGCCGUUAGGAAGUCAAAAGAAAUCAAAGACAACAAACCAAUCAGGAUCAGUUCAUCUGGAUGACUCAGAAGAUUUGGGCUCUGGAGAUGAAGAAGAAGAUGCAGAGGAACAAAUACGACCGUAUUCUCAAGGCUUGGCUGAAUCAUCAUCAUUUCAUGAAGAUGUUGAUGAAAGCAACAAUGAGUCAAUUGCUCAAAAUGACCAGGAGGAAACUGAGUUGCUCACUCUCGAGAACAUUGAUAACGCAAGUGAUGAGGGUGACUCGGACGCAUAUACAACGGAGGGUUGCAAGCAAACCUUGGCAAAAUUUUGUGCCAUUGCUAAAAAGUUAAGGUACUCCCCCAAUUCAAAGGACGAGUUUCGUCAGAUUUGUCGUGAUAAGGGAUGUGCAACUCCUCAUACGAUCAAACAAGAUGUUCAUACACGAUGGAACUCAACCUACUCCCAACUCAUCAGCAUAAUCAGAUGUGAGGCUGCCAUAUCUCAACCCCUGGCUCGGCUCGCUUGUUCAACAUUGUCGUAUUCAUCGAUCAAAUUACUGAACACUUAUCAACCGCCAUCAGUGGGACAAAGUAUCCACCAGCGUUGCGCAAUGCUUGUCGAGUUGGCUUGA